UCCAUUUCUUCUUAAGUAUCCAUCCAUCCAGCCAUCCAUCACCAUGUACUACUCCCCAUGUACUACUCAAUCCACAAUGUUCCUUAUGAUCAGGAGCCCUCAAAACUGCCUCCGCCUGCGGCCUAUGCCCAGCCACCAGCGUACGGAGUUCCAGCUAGCGCACCAACCUGCAAUACUACGGGGCCCGAUACUACGCACAACAUGAAUCGGCAGCACCGCCUCCACCUCUUCUUCAGUCUGGAACUGAAGGCCCCUGGUCCUCUGGCCUCUGUGACUGCUUCUCCGACAUUCCAAACUGUUGCAUGACAUUUUGGUUUCCCUGUGUCACGUUCGGCCAAAUUGCUGACAUUGUGGACAAAGGAUCAAUAUGUAAGAGAUAUUGAUCUACAUUCUGAACGGUUAGGUUUUUGUUAGGAGCUUUGCAGGUUUUGAUUUUGUGCCUAGAACAGUAGCUUGUUUUUGGUGAUCUAUUUUUCUACAGUUUUAGUACUGUGUAUAGCUUUGCCAUUUUGUCUGAUCUACAAAAGUUAACAUUUGGAUUGAGUUGAAAUUUUGUUUGGGUGUUCAGGUGACAUUGAUUUAUAUUCUGAACAGUUAGAUUUUAUUUGGAGCUUUGUAGGUUCUUAUUUUGUGCCUAGAAUAGUAGCUCAUUUUUUGUGAACCAUUAGUGUGUAACAAAUGAAGUAAUAGAGAUUGUCAAGGUGU
Messenger RNA from Rubroshorea leprosula, 705 nucleotides. NCBI's taxonomy places the organism in Eukaryota, Viridiplantae, Streptophyta, Magnoliopsida, Malvales, Dipterocarpaceae. The record is from the annotation of a GenBank genome assembly.